Pyrenophora tritici-repentis Pt-1C-BFP is the source of this 759-nucleotide messenger RNA. RefSeq lists its product as uncharacterized. Lineage: Eukaryota; Fungi; Ascomycota; Dothideomycetes; Pleosporales; Pleosporaceae. Gene Ontology annotation, biological process: nucleolar large rRNA transcription by RNA polymerase I. The record is from RefSeq and is a predicted model, not a curated record. Gene Ontology annotation, cellular component: RNA polymerase I core factor complex. Gene Ontology annotation, molecular function: TBP-class protein binding; RNA polymerase I core promoter sequence-specific DNA binding.
AUGCAACCGUUCGCUCUCAAUGGGCGCGAGCGGCCUGAAGGCGGCAUCAAAGCUGCAUUUGACCAAUUCUCGCCCAUGUUGCAUAGUCGCCUACUAAGAGGGGAGUAUGAGCGUGCAUCCGAGACUUGGGGCCAAAUCGCGCGCCUCGCUGGCCGCCCUGUCGAUGCUCUCAAUCAAGGACGCUCGGGCAUAGAUGCGGAAAAACUUAUUCCUCGCAACCCACUCACUCCAAACGAAACCUCGCAAAACAAUUCGCAAGAUAGCGAGAUUGGAGUCUUGUCCGAGCACGGUUUCGACCUGGUCCGCGAGUACUAUGAACAUGUCAUCACAAACUACCCACACAAACCGAAGGCGCCCUAUUCUAUUGAUGAAAGAACUUUCUAUCCGCACAUGCUUUCCCUGUGGAUUUUCGAGGUUUGCGAAAAGAGCAAGCGUGCGAAGUCGCGAUUACAGGAUGAGGUUGCGGCCCUAUCACCGUCUUCGAGAAGCACGUCUAUUGAUGGUGUCCAUGAUGAACAGCCGGAUGAGUUCUACACCAAAAAGGAGACAAUCCAACGAGAAGAGCUUGCGGGAGCCAUACAGAUUGCAGAACGCCUCGAUGAAAUCAUCAGUACACUCCCGUCUGAGCACCAAGCGGGUGUCUUACAGCUUCGUUCCGACAUUAAUGUGUGGAUUACACACCUUUCAGAGGACAUACAUCUGUCUUCGGCCGAAAGUAUGAGGCGUGAGCUGCAUCGUGCACAGUUAGGACAUGCUUGA